Messenger RNA from Pseudomassariella vexata, 1695 nucleotides. RefSeq names its product kinase-like domain-containing protein. The transcript has 2 exons. NCBI's taxonomy places the organism in Eukaryota, Fungi, Ascomycota, Sordariomycetes, Amphisphaeriales, Pseudomassariaceae. Gene Ontology annotation, cellular component: cytoplasm; nucleus. Gene Ontology annotation, molecular function: ATP binding; MAP kinase activity. The record is from RefSeq and is a predicted model, not a curated record. Gene Ontology annotation, biological process: intracellular signal transduction; protein phosphorylation. Bases 1 to 1695 code for a protein of 564 amino acids.
AUGUCCUUUAGCACUCAAGUGGCAUCCGAAGAUGGAGAUGAAUCCGGCCGAUUCGCCACACUCUCCCCAGACAAUCAAGCAGCACAAGAUGCCUUGCGCGACGUGGUGAACUCAUUGCGUGAAGAUGGAGGCGACGACGGCUACCAAUCCAGCUUCAUCGAAGAAGCUGCACCAGCUUCUGGCCCCAAUAGCCAAGCUCCUAAUUACCAAUUCGUUCUCUCCUUCGAUCAAUUCCCCGGCGGACCCGACGGAAGCUGGGAGUUCGGCGCAGGCUCGUCGGCAGGAUUUUACCGUGAUGUCGACUUGCUCCUCUGUCCAUUGAGGGCAUUGGACUCAUUGGACGAUGCACCGACAGAUGAUCGAAUCAACCCUACAAUUGGGCUAAUCUCGUUACACCCCAAGUCUGGAUCCUUCCUCCUCGAAGCCAUGAGUGAAAAGCACCCCAUUACCUACCUUUCUGGCGACGGCAACACCGACACCGUGCUACACCAUGGCCAGACUUCGGUUCUACAUAUGACCCGGAAUCGGUUUCGCUUUGGCCCGUUCCAGUACCUACUCGAGUUCCACACUCAACACGAGAGCCGUUUCGUGGCGGCGCGAAACAGGUAUAUUGCGGACAACAUCUUGCCCCAUGGCGGCAUGGAUAUUUACCCGCAACUUGACCCUCUUCCCCGGCAGGGACACCACCGAGUGCGAGACAGUGUUUUCCAUCGCACCAUGGCAUACGGUGCAUUUGGCAUGGUCAAGUCGGGUGUGCACAUGCGGACCGGCGAUGCAGUUGCGAUUAAGACUCUACACUGCAAAGCGCGGCAAAUUCCAUCUGUGCGAAAUGAGCUUAACCUUGCCGCAUCUUUCACGCCAGACACAAUUGGUAUCAUACCAACUUUCGACACUUGGUGCGAACAUGGUCUUUCCCCGCCCUGUUUUGGCACCGCCAUCGAAGACGUCCAUCUGGCAAUGCCACUUGCCAGAUAUGAUUUUGACUCUACACCUUGGGCAGACGUAGACCCAAAAACACGGCUUGGCCUCUUCCACCAGACGCUGCAGGGACUAGAGGCAAUACACGAUGCCGGGAUCAUGCAUCGUGAUAUUUCGCCUAGGAAUCUGCUCGUCCUGUCCCUCGAUCCGCCCGAAGCCAGUAUAUGUGACUUUGGCAAAGCGUUGCGCUCCGGCAAGGGUCACGAUACGACUAUUGGACCGAUUGACACAGUGGCGCCAGAAGUCUGGACCUCGAAGGAACGAGGGUAUUCCAAUGCCAUCGACAUCUGGAGUUUGGCAUACACGUGGCUUUGUUCGCUGCAGCGACCAACGAACUUAAGGCACAAUGCAAAGACAGACCUGCAACGGCACAAGAAACUAAUUGCCACUCUUCUGGCAUGUGAUAUAUCACCUGCGUUGCGGAACUUGAUGCGCGAUAUGCUGUCAUUUGACCCCCGUGAUAGGCCGACUGCAACGGAGGCACUGGUCCAUGAGUUAUGGGAGGAGAUCGAAGAGCUACAGGCCGGGAGCCCUGAGCUUGGGCUGCGACACCCUGAAAUUCCGGCAAAGAAGAGACCGCGCCUUGAUGAUGCUUCAGCUUCAGCGGAUCUUGGCCCGUUGGCAAAGAGCCACAAGAUGGUUGCUUCUUUGCCUGAUACUCUACCCUGGACCUCUGGGUCGGGAUCGGCUGGUGAGGGCGGGAACGACGGAGGAUGA